AUGGCGAGCGAAGUUACUGAUAUCCGACGGACUGCCUUUAUUAUAGCAGUCAACUCUGCGUUACAAGUGCUACGCGAUAGCUACAGUCUCGAUCGGGAAGGGGACCGUAGGUUCCUAGGCGCCGAGGAUCGUGAAGUAGUCCACGAGGGGGGGUUCGUGGCGGCGAGGCGGCUAGCGAAUCGACUACUGAAACGGGGUCAGGCGGUCGGUAGGAUGUACCUAUCACCUAACACACUGAACAGACGGCUCCAGUACCACCCCACCCCUUCUACAAUCGACUCCUCCUCGUCUCCCUACGGCCGGUUCCCCGUACCUAACGACCCCUUCCGCUUCAUCCCUUGCACCCACACGAGUCUGCCGCCCGAUCUCGAAGAUGCUGAACCGGAGCGCAGCUGGGCCGCGCUGUUUGACCCCAAUCCGGAACACUGGAGCUGGGGGAACUCUAGCGCUGGAGGGAGUAGAGAGGAAGACGGAGACCCGUAUGCCGGGCGGGGCAUCUAUCUCUGCGGCUACCUCGAUGUCCCAUUAGACUACACCAAUCGGUUAGACAAGCGCAUUGCCCGGCUAGCAAUCAACAAAUUUCAAGUCUCGGGCCUGGCCCGCCAAGACUCUCCCAACUCGGUCGCCGGAAAGAAGAGUGAGCGCACCAUCGUGUUAGAGCCCGGUGGACCUGGUGAAAGCGGCACAGCGACCAUAUGGCGCUCAGCUGAGAUGUUCACCAACCGGUUCAGUGAUGGAAAGUUUGACGUGUUGGGAUUUGAUCCGCGAGGCGUCAACAUCUCGCUCCCUGCUGUAUCCUGUUUCCCGUACAAUGCGGACCGAGACCGCUGGUCGAUGCUCACGCGGCAGUUCUACGAAGUAUUGGCUUCACCGAGGGCGCAGCUUGAGAUCGCGGAUGCUAUGAAUAAUGCCACGUUCCGCGCUUGCUGGGAGAAGCAUGGUGAUCUAGGGCGAUUCGUAAGUACGGCUUUUGUGGCGCGCGACAUGGAGGAGAUUCGCAAGGCGCUCGGCGAGGAUGACUUGACCGGGUAUUUGGUGAGUUAUGGCACGGGCAUUGGGCAGACGUAUGCGAAUAUGUUUCCAGACAGUGUUGGGAGGAUGAUUUUGGACGGGACGGAGUAUGUGCGUGACCACCGCCUGCUGGGUGGCUUCGGCUGGACUGCGUUGGACAACGGCACGGAUGCUUGGCAUGAUGGCUUUUUGGGCGAGUGUCUCCAUGCCGGGCUGGAGCAUUGUGCUUUGGCGAAGCCCAGACAGGGUAAAUCUGUGACGGUUCGGGAACUAGAAGAUCGCAUGAAAAACUUGCUCAAUUCACUCAUUUCCCGCCCCGUUUCCGGCUACAGCGAGGAGAGCGGCCCGUCACUGGUUACCUACUCCGCCGUUGUCUCAGCGAUUUUUGGGGCCAUGUACAAUGCUGUCAGUUGGCCAGCGCUCGCACAAAUGUUAUAUGAGCUGGAGGACGGGAACUCGACGCUUGCUACGAUCAUGCUAGAAAAGGAGGCAUGGGAGUACGACCCGACACUUCCUACGCCACCAUCUCCCAGACCUUUUACGGACGAGCUCACAUAUCUCGUCGUGUGUGCUGAUUCCUACGAUGCACCUCAGCCAGAAGGCCUUGACUGGUGGGAGGAGCUUUGGACCAACAUGACGACGCGAUCGUGGGUGGCCGGCAAUCAGCGAUUCGAGGUUGUGUUCCCUUGCCGACACUUCAAUACGUAUUGGCCACAACCCGCCGAAGUGUAUCGUGGUGACUUGAACAACACCUUAAGGAAUCCGGUUUUAUUGAUUGCAGAGACAUAUGAUCCCGCAACACCGCUACGGAACGGGAGGCGGCUACUUGACGAGAUGGGUAAGAAUGCACGAUUGAUUGAGCAUCAUGGAUAUGGACAUUGUUCUCGAGAUACGUCUGACUGCACCGACUCCAUUGCGAAGACUUUCAUCAUGAAUGGCACGCUACCUCAUGAACAGACCACGACGUGCUUUGCGAACGAGAAGCCCUACCUUUAUGGAACAGCGGCCAAGGGAAGAUCGACAGCUUUUUCUGCAAAGGUUGAGGCGUGGGACCCCGUCGCUAUGUGGGAAGAGCACCUUCGAGAGUUGUCGAAGUCAAGCUCGAGGCUUCUACCGAGGCCUUAA
Pseudomassariella vexata is the source of this 2136-nucleotide messenger RNA. Its product is annotated as Alpha/Beta hydrolase protein. NCBI's taxonomy places the organism in Eukaryota, Fungi, Ascomycota, Sordariomycetes, Amphisphaeriales, Pseudomassariaceae. The record is from RefSeq and is a predicted model, not a curated record. The coding region runs from base 1 to 2136 and encodes 711 amino acids. The transcript has 2 exons.